This is a messenger RNA of Meleagris gallopavo (turkey), 923 nucleotides long. The record is from RefSeq and is a predicted model, not a curated record. Lineage: Eukaryota; Metazoa; Chordata; Aves; Galliformes; Phasianidae.
UUGACCCCCCCAAAAAAUAGGAGGAGAUUGAGGCGUGUGUGGAGCUGCUGCAGGAGCGCUGCCGUCGCCUGGGCUCCAAGAUGGCGGAGCUGCUGGUGCUGCCCAUCUAUGCCAACCUCCCCUCUGACAUGCAGGCUCGUAUCUUUGAGCCCACGCCGCCGGGAGCCCGCAAGGUGGUGGUGGCCACAAACAUCGCGGAGACGUCGCUGACCAUCGAUGGCAUCGUUUACGUUUUGGACCCCGGGUUCUGUAAGCAGAAAAGUUACAGCGCCAGGACCGGCAUGGAGUCCCUCAUAGUCACUCCCUGCUCCAGGGUAACAGUGCCCCCCUCUGACAGACCUCCACACUGCCCCAUAGACCCGUAAACCCAGAAAACCACCCCGUAACUCCAUAAGAAUCCCAUAAACACUUCAAAACCCCGUAAGCAUUUUAUAACCCCAUGAUCACGUAAUCCCGUAAGAACCCCCUAACCAUUUAAUUCCAUAAAAUUAUGUCGUAACCCCAUGAACACACCAUAACCCCAUAAGCACACCCCGUAUCAACCCCAUAACCACCCCACCACUCCACAACCACUCCCAUGACCCCACAUCCACAUAACCCCCACACUCCCCAUAUCAACCCCAUCACUCUAAACCCCACAUAACCACCCCUUUAACCUCGUCAACCCAUAGCCCCACACCAACCCCUUCACCCCAUAACCACCCCGCAUCCCAGUAACUCCGCACCCCCAUAACCACCUCACGCACCCCAUAACCAUCCCAUAAUACCCCUCAGACCUCACCCAAUCGGCAUGCAGGUCACCCCACCACCCCGCACCCCCAUAACCACCCCAGUAACUCCAACACCCCACAUCCCCACACCAGCCUCAUAUUCUCAUAUUCCAUCACCACAUAACCCCAUAACCAGCACAUAACCCCAUAACC